This is a messenger RNA of Arabidopsis arenosa, 709 nucleotides long. The record is from the annotation of a GenBank genome assembly. Lineage: Eukaryota; Viridiplantae; Streptophyta; Magnoliopsida; Brassicales; Brassicaceae.
CAUAAGAUCAUCGCUCAAAGUAAAAAUGGUGAGCCCAUUUAGAUCUCCAUGUUCUUCACCAAAGAAAUCAAGAAAAGCAAACAAGAACCCUUAUUCAAAUCGUGGACUUGAUAAAUUCUCUGAGCUUCUUUCCGAGCUCGACGAGAAGAGACAAAGCAUCUACUCGAAGAAGCUCGAUUCCGGUGGACCGCCUCUUGUUCGAUUCGUGUUCACUAGCUCCGGUGAGUGUGUCCCCGUUGUGAUCAGAUCAUCUUAUCUUCACAAGAAGAACAAGAAGACGAAAGAUGUUGUUGCUGAUAAAGUCAAAACAGAAGUCAAAGAAGCGAAAACAGAAGAAAUCAAGAACAUAGAGCCUGAAACAGAGCAAAAACAGAGCUGUGUUAUAAACGAGAAUCUGAAGAAGAUCGCUAGACCGAAUCAUUUCUUGCCUGUGACUAUGAUCUUGGUUCUUGUUUUCUUAGCUUUCUUUGGAAGAUCUGUUGCGAUUAUGUGUACUUGUAUUGCUUGGUACUUGGUUCCAACGAUUCAAGAACAGAGUGGAAACAGAGGAUCAUCACCGCUUUACGCGAUGAAGAAGAAAGAUUUCGCUAGGAAGUUGAGUAUUGAAAACAGAGCAUCGUUUAAUCCAAGAACUGUUCGUGAUAACUCUCCUCGCAAGUAGAAGAAGUUUCUUAUUUUGGCUGCUCGCGAAAAAAACCGCGUGACCGAG